This is a messenger RNA of Lathyrus sativus (Indian pea), 732 nucleotides long. NCBI's taxonomy places the organism in Eukaryota, Viridiplantae, Streptophyta, Magnoliopsida, Fabales, Fabaceae. The record is from the annotation of a GenBank genome assembly.
AUGGCGUUUCAACACUUUGAACCAAUCUUUGCGGAACCCAAACUGGAGUGGAAAACUCACACUUGUUCACCUUUGCGUCCUUUUUUGUUCCAUGCUUACGCUCCUGAUUCUUCUCACUUAGUAAUUCAUGUCACUGAUUUCCACUCUGAUACUUGGGAAGCUCAUCUUUCAGUUUCAUUGCUUGAGGACAUUAGGGAUAUUAUUGGAAUAGGAGGCUCUUGGUCAGAGUUUAUUGAUUAUUUUGUAACUUCCCUCAAGUCAGAAGAUCUGAAGCUGGUUCUUGAGGCAGAUUCAAGUUCUGAUGGCGUUAGUUCUGCUAAAUUAAUUGCUCAAAAAUCAAAAGGAAUGCCUCUUAUCACCAUUCCUCUCAUCAAACUUGUGGACUCCAAUGCUAGUGAAGCUGUAUCAAAUUUAUCCUUGGGCCUCUUUAAGGCAUUCAAAAGUAUAAAAUGUUCUCUUGUAGAUGUGCAAGAACGCUCUGUCCAGUUGACAAACAUGAUGGCAACCAAGAAGGAAAGAAAUGAAACCAUACAAUUGGAUGGACGGCAAAAGUUUAAAAAAAUUAGUGACUCAGAGAAAGCAGGUGUUUCUAAUAAUGGAGCUCAAAACUCUCCAGGUAAGCAAACAGCUCCGGAUACGGGUGCUGCAAAAGUUAAGAAUCGUGCAAUGCCAGCAUAUCGUAGGGCCAAAGUAAGAGGGGCAGUCUUGCGCGAUAGUGAUCCUGAGUCUUAG